Molecule: messenger RNA, 1327 nt
Organism: Xylaria bambusicola
Lineage: Eukaryota; Fungi; Ascomycota; Sordariomycetes; Xylariales; Xylariaceae
Exons: 5
Coding region: 220-1248 (342 amino acids)
Source: RefSeq, a predicted model, not a curated record
UAACGCGUAGCUUUUCAACCCAUCAGUUGCUCUGGUCCUGAAUGUACUUAUACCGGACCAGAUUCUGGUGCUACUCACGGGGAGUGCACGGAAACUGGAGGCUAUAUCAGUGAUGGAGAGAUCAAUCAGAUCAUCGACGAUGGUGGUGCUAAGAGGCAGUGGACAGAUGACACUCAAUCAAAUUACAUCAUCUACGGCGAUGACACUUGGGUCGCGUACAUGGACGCGGCAAAUAAGCAGUCAAGAAUUGCCAAGUGGAAGUCACUAAACUUCAGGGGGUCAAGCGACUGGGCUAUUGACCUUCAAGGUGAUCCUGGUGCUCUUGGUGAUAGAGAAGUCGUCUUCCUAGACCCUGCUGUGUACACCGGAACUCCGGCGCAAUGCUCGCCACCCUGUCUGUUCGUCUUCCCACCCAGCUCCUUAUCGCAGCCGACCACCAUCUCGAUCCCGCCUUAUACGACAUCCAUUCAACUUAGCAAAGGCUCAACAACUACUAUAACCGUCACUGUGACGCAACUGACAAUCACCUCACUGUAUUACUCGAACUUGAAUGUGUCCACCGGCCAAAAUACCGGAACUCUCCAUCCAUACGUGUCUCUCGACGUACCCCCAGUUACGACCGUGAUCGAUGGGGAAACAAGAACACUUAGGUUGCCACCGUGGCCAGCCAUCACACGUGGUCCGCCUGCAAGCUGGGGCUCUGAAAAUCCUGGCUCGGGAAACCCUACCUCUGGAAGCCCUGGGCCCGGGGGGUCUGGAUCGGAGACUUAUGGAAAUGGAACUUACUUCCCAGGGUUUCCACUCCCAACCGCACCCGACAACCCCCCAUCGGAGACGAUCCCAACGACUACCAAGCCUCCCUUCUCCAUACCGACAACCAGAGACCCCACGAUACCUGUGUGGCCUUACUUUGACCUCAAACCUGUUCCAACACCUGUCCCCGAUGAGGGCGAAGAUGACGAUGACGAAGAUGGGAAGUCCAAGAGUACUUGCAAACUUUGGUUCUUUUUUGUCUGCAUCAGCUGGGGCGACGAUUGGAAUAUUAACAUUCAAGGUUGGGAGUGGGAUUUCCCUGUUGGAAUCUGGGGACCUGGUCCACCACCGAUCGAUCGCAUAAGACUCCCCCGGGAUUCACCAUCAAAGGCUCGCUGCCUCCAUGGCCUCGGAUCACGAUUCCAGCUAAAGGUCCAAUUGAGGCGCCGCCUAAACCAACCGACUGCACUCCGGCUGAAGCUUCGCUCUGCCUGACCACAACAUCGUUUGCGACAACGGUAACUAGUGGGGAGACCCGUACAACUUCAAGUCAAGUCAAGUCAAGAUGUGAAAC